UACAUUUUUACAUGUUGUUGGCGAAAUGAUGUUUCACAUUUUUAUUUUGUUACUCGCUGAAAUCCAUUCUACACGAGGACACGGAAGUCAUAACAUUCCUGUUUGCAGACAAGUUGAAGAACUUUACAGGAGCCUUUGCUCUGAGUCUCAAGAGUCCGACGUAUCAGAACAAUCAGUAAGUAUACAAGGUUCUCCUGGUAAAAGAGGUCCACCAGGAUUAAAAGGGGAUGUUGGAACACAAGGACCAGUUGGCCCACCAGGAAAUGUUGACUACGAAAAUAUUUCGACAGAAAUCGAUACCAAGUUCAGAGAAUUCCGAAAUGUGAAUGAACAAAUUAUUCAAAACUUGACGAAUAACAUCCAGCAAUUAACUAUGAAAAUCAACCUUAUGGAAACUGAGCUCGGAAAUCUUUUAGAACUGAGAUGAAGAUGCGAUAUUAGAUACGGCCACAGAUGCUUCUGGUUGGAAAAACGACAUCCCCAAUUCAACUACGAAAAAGCUGUACAGAUUUGUACCGGAAGAAAUGGGUAUCCUGCUAAUAUAUAUUCGAAAGAUCACAAUGA
Molecule: messenger RNA, 564 nt
Organism: Styela clava
Lineage: Eukaryota; Metazoa; Chordata; Ascidiacea; Stolidobranchia; Styelidae
Source: RefSeq, a predicted model, not a curated record